Calypte anna (Anna's hummingbird) is the source of this 3668-nucleotide messenger RNA. RefSeq names its product intraflagellar transport 81 (gene IFT81). Gene Ontology annotation, cellular component: centrosome; intraciliary transport particle B; cilium. Gene Ontology annotation, biological process: intraciliary transport; cilium assembly. Gene Ontology annotation, molecular function: tubulin binding. The record is from RefSeq and is a predicted model, not a curated record. Lineage: Eukaryota; Metazoa; Chordata; Aves; Apodiformes; Trochilidae. Bases 285 to 2315 code for a protein of 676 amino acids. The transcript is spliced from 19 exons.
CGGCAGCGGCGGAAGUGACGGCAUCGGCCCCGGCCUGGCAACCGUUGCCAAGGCAACCGGGAGAGAGGCGCGCUCUGGGGCCGUGGCCGUCCCGUUACCUCAGGGCGCUGCCGCUCCUCCGGCCGGACCCGCGGGGGCCGCCUCCCCCUGCAGUCUCCGUGAGCGUUCGGAUCUUCCCUUCACAGGGUUUGGGGCUGAGAGGGCGGCGGGGCUGGGCCCGGGGCCCGCUCACCGCCUCAGGGCUGCAGUGAGGCCUCGCUGAGGGGUUUUUCCAGGACACGAUCAUGAGUGAUCAAAUCCAGUUCAUUGUUGAGAAGCUCAAUCAGGAGCCCUUCAGGAAGAACUACAAUUUAAUCACGUUUGACUCCUUAGAGUCAGUGCAGCUCUUGCAGCUGCUCAGUGAUGUUCUGGGGGAGAUUGACCCAAAGCAUGUUGUUGACAUUAGAGAGGAGCUGCCAGAACAAACAGCUAAAAGAAUGUUGACCCUGCUUGGUAUCCUUAAAUACAAACCCCCAGGGAGUGUGACAGACUUGAGUGGAUUUCGCCAAGGGUUGGUGACUGGAAGCAAGCCUGUAAUCCAUCCUCUGUUACAUUGGCUUCUUCAGAGGACCAAUGAACUCAAGAAAAGAGCUUACCUGGCACGUUUCUUGGUGAAAUUGGAAGUGCCAGCAGAGUUCCUGCAGGAUGAUACAGUGGCUGACAUCAACAAACAGUAUGAAGAACUGAUGGAAGCAUUCAAAAACCUUCAUAAGGAGUGUGAGCAGCUGAAAACAUCUGGUUUAUCUACUGCAGAAAUAAGAAGGGACAUCAGUGCAAUGGAAGAGGAGAAAGAUCAACUCAUCAAAAGAGUAGAGCGUCUUAAGAAGAGGGUGGAGACAGUACAAAAUCAUCAACGAAUGCUUGAAAUAGCAAGGCAGCUUCGUUUGGAGAAAGAGAGAGAAGAAUCUUUGGCUCAACAGAAACAAGAACAAAAAAAUCAGUUGUUCCAUGCAGAGCAGAGACUGCAGAGAGCACAGCUCCAGCUGAAAGAAAUGCAUCAGGCAGUGGUGGAUUCAAAACCUGAAAGUUUAAUGAAGAAAUUAGAAGAGGAGAUAAAUUUCAAUUCAUACCUGGUUACUGAAAAAAUACCUAGAGAGAUUGAAAAUAAGAAGAAUUCAGAAUAUCUCUUACAAAGGGUGGUUGCAGAGCCAGCCAUGAGUCAGUCUGAUCUCAGUGAAAUUGAAGCUAAGAUAAUGGAGGUACGUACAGAAAUUAAUCAGCUUACUGAGAAAAGAAUGAUGAAGCAUGAGCCAGCUGAGAGUAAAUUUUCCAUGUAUCGCCAGCAGGCAUCCAUAAUUUCCAGGAGAAAGGAAGCCAAGGCAGAAGAACUUCAGGCUGCUAAGGAAGAGCUGUCCAGCACAGAGAAACAGAUGAUGCAGAAGAGCAACCAGGCCCAGGAGUUGGGAGGCUCUGAAGUUCCGAGGGGGGAUGAGUUUAAACACUAUGUCAAUAAGCUCCGGAGCAAGAACACAUUUUAUAAAAAGAAACGACUGGAAAUAGCAGAAAUUACAGCUGAGUAUGGGAUCCUCCAGAGGACAGAAGAGCUCCUGAAACAGCGCCACGAGGCUGUUCAGCAGCAGUUGCAAGCCAUUGAAGACAAGAAAGGGAUUUCUGGAUACAGUUACACCCAGGAGGAGCUGGAAAGAGUAUCUGCAGUAAAGAGUGAGGUGGAUGAAAUGAAAGUCCGGACACUAGAUAACAUAUCUGAAAUGGUGAAAAAGAUGAAUGCCAUGAUAGCAGAGAAGAAGGCAAGCUUAGCUCCAGUUAUCAAAGAACUGAGACAGUUACGCCAAAAGUGCCAGGAAUUAACUCAAGAAUGGGAUGAAAAAAAAAUCCAAUAUGACAGCUGUGCAGCAGGGUUAGAGAGCAACCGUGCUGUGCUGGAACAGGAAGUGAAGGGACUUCUGGAGGAGUGUGCUCAGGAGGAGAGCAACUACCGCUACAUCCACUGCAUGAAAAGGAACCUAGAAGUACAGCUGCAGCGUGCUAAAGAAGAAAUGAAGGCUUAUGUCUCCUCAGACCCACAGGAGAGACGGAAGGCGAUUCGGGAGCAGUAUACACGCAUGAUCCUUGAACAAGAAAACCUUGGGAAGAAAUUACGAGAGAAGCAAAAAGUUGUACGGGAAAGUCAUGGGCCAAAUAUGAAACAAAUGAAAAUGUGGCAGGAUUUUGAGAAGUUAAUGGAAUGUAAGAGGGAAUGUUUUCUGAAACAACAAAAUCAAACAGCCAUUGGGCAAGUCAUUCAGGAAGGAGGCAAAGACAGGCUUGUGUUAUGAACUCUUCCUUUGAUAUCAACACUAAGUAGGAAGACAGUGUGUUGGCUUCCUAAAGGUAACCUCUUACUAAAUGUUCUUGGUUUUGUCAUUUCUACAUAAAUUUGUUGUGAAUUAUUUGGUUUUGGUGGAUAAGCAAAGAGAGGAAUUCUGUGGAGCUUUUUCUCCAUUGUUUUAAGUGACAACACAGUGUGGUUAGGAAGAUCUGUUCUGAGAGCUGUGCUGGGGUGAACCUCAUUGUAAAUCUUUGUUUUAUGAGGCUGGGAAUGGCAUGCAUCUGCUGAGAGAUCAAAGGGAAAGAAACCCUUCUCCAGGGUCACAGAAAACUUGCGUAAUUGCUCUGCUCCUUACUCUCUAUCACUAAGGUUACAUUUUUGCAAGGCCUGGGACUUGGUAUUGUAUAAUUGUGGCCCUCCUGGCUUGGCCCUCCCCUUCCCUAUUGUCUUUAUUCAUCCAGUGUGACUGGCAAGAAUGGAGCUGGUUUUGCUCUGAGCUGCACAGCCCUUGCCUGCACACUCCUGGCCAUGCUUUCCUUGCAUGGUUGAAUUAAAGUGAUUGUGCUUCCAGGAGACAGUUCACUGCCACAGCGUCAGGGGUAGGUUCAGAGAACAAUUGCUUGGAUUCUGAGCUUUUUCCAUUAUCUUUUGCUGUUGUUUUUAACAAAUGUACUUUGCCUGCACAUACACCUUCUCAUUUUUCUGAGUUGUCCAUGUGGUGGUGUAAACUGACUAGAGGUUUUCUCCAUUGAGUGAGGCCAUUUUGUGCUGUUUUGUCUGUGCUGUGUGGUUCCAGAGUGAUGACACUCCCCAGACUGGGUCAUCCCAGGGUAGGAGGGUUAUUGAUGGAUGUAAAUACAGCACAGUGGCUCUUGCACGAGUCAGGGGGUGCCAGAUGGGUAGAUGGGCAGCCCUUGCACUCUGGUUUUGACCCGUGAGCCACAGGGGUCACUGUCCUUAACACUGCACUGUGAGACCCAGAGCUGAGCCAGGGCAAGGGGAUUGCAGGUGAGGUCUGAGAGGGUCCCUCACAUUUCAUCAGUUUGGAUGAGCACCUCAGCCACAAUCCCUGAUCAGAAGCAGAGAGAUGAGCCUGCAGGACCAGAACUCCUCCUAAUCAUCUUCAGUCUCUUGGCUUGUUGAAUUUCUAGAUAGGUUUGGGUUUUGUUUUGGUUUUUUUCCUGCCUGAUGCAGAAUAUCUUUUCAGGACGUUAAAAAUAAUGUUGCUUUCUUUUGAUACCUAUCUGUGAUAUCUUCUGCUGUUUUCUAUAUCAAGAGAGAGUAUGGUAAUUAUACAGCUCCUAGUUUGCCUUUGCAUUAAAUAUAUUUGUUAACAGAACUAAAAUAAAAUCCAAUUACU